Corythoichthys intestinalis (scribbled pipefish) is the source of this 3990-nucleotide messenger RNA. RefSeq names its product terminal nucleotidyltransferase 4B (gene tent4b). The coding region runs from base 328 to 2274 and encodes 648 amino acids. Lineage: Eukaryota; Metazoa; Chordata; Actinopteri; Syngnathiformes; Syngnathidae. Gene Ontology annotation, molecular function: mRNA binding; poly(A) RNA polymerase activity. Gene Ontology annotation, biological process: RNA 3'-end processing. The record is from RefSeq and is a predicted model, not a curated record. The transcript has 12 exons. Gene Ontology annotation, cellular component: nucleolus; TRAMP complex.
UAAGCUCCGCCAUUGAGGGAGUACGAUCCCGAGGAAAGGGUCAGAGGGAGAGAGACCGACGCUCCAUCUACACCACACGGCCUCGCGUUCCUCCUUGGAGUUAUAAUAGCGUUAAUAACCCGAGCAGGCACCGGCAACAGUCUACUGAUACUCUCGUCGCCUUCGUGUGCUUUGCAGCCGCGUGUCGCCGCCACCUACGAGGGACAAAAUUUCAAUAAGUAACGGGGGGUAAAGCGAGGGGAGCUAACGCUAGCUGGCUAGCUGCUCACAGGAGGGAGGGAGGGUGGGGUGGGGGCGGGGGGGAUUCUUGCCUACUACUCUCGUUUGAUGGAUCCGCGAAUCGCCUGGUUCCAACCAGAACAACGCGGACCCGCCAACAACCUGUGGAUGCAGAUUUGGGAGACGACGCAAGGGCUCGGUUACCUUCACGUCAACAACAGCUUCGGUAUUCUGAAAGCGAGCCUCAGCGCGGCGUCGGGAGCCGUCCUCCUGGCCGCGGGGACCGGGCCGCCCGAGUCGACCAUGACGAGUCCCACCGGGGACGGCGAGGUCUUGGAGAAGCGGGACUUUCUGCCAUUGGACACCGGCAACCGCAACCAGCGAGCGGCCCCGGCCAAUAACAGGGACCCGGCGGACGGGCACCCCAACAAGAGGAAACGGGACAACAAGGCGAGCACUUUCGGAUUCAACUCCAGCUUCCUAAACGGCGGCCCCGGGACGGAGGGCCGCGACGGCUACGCUGGCACGCCGUGGAAAAGCAGGAACUAUUCAGAGGGGAUCGUAGGGUUGCAUGAAGAGAUCAGAGACUUCUACGCCUACAUCUCGCCUCGGCCAGAGGAGGAGACGAUGAGGCUGGAGGUGGUGGACAGAAUUAAGGGCGUCAUUCACAACCUUUGGCCAAGCGCAGAGGUACAGGUGUUUGGAAGCUUCAGCACAGGCCUUUAUUUGCCAACAAGUGACAUUGACUUGGUGGUAUUCGGGAAGUGGGAAACGCUCCCGCUGUGGACACUGGAAGAGGCUCUCCGAAAGAGGAACGUGGCUGACAAGAACUCCAUCAAAGUUUUGGACAAAGCUACGGUGCCCAUCAUUAAACUGACAGAUUCCUUCACGGAAGUCAAGGUGGACAUCAGCUUCAAUGUGAAGAGUGGCAUCAAAGCGGCAUACCUUAUUAAGGAAUUUAAAGAGAAAUACCCUGUGCUGCCUUACCUGGUUCUGGUGCUGAAGCAGUUCCUCCUGCAGAGGGACCUCAACGAGGUUUUCACAGGUGGAAUAGGGUCAUAUAGCCUCUUCCUCAUGGCUGUCAGCUUCCUGCAGCUUCACUACAGGGAGGAUGUGUGCAGCCCCAACAUCAACUUCGGUGUGUUGCUCAUAGAGUUCUUUGAGCUCUACGGCCGCCAUUUUAACUACCUGAAAACGGGCAUCCGGAUAAAAGACGGUGGCUGCUAUGUGGCCAAAGACGAAGUUCAGAAGAACAUGAUGGACGGCUACAGGCCCUCCAUGCUCUACAUCGAGGACCCGUUGCAGCCAGACAAUGACGUCGGCCGCAGCUCUUACGGCGCUAUGCAGGUGAAGCAGGCGUUUGACUAUGCCUACGUGGUGCUCAGUCAUGCCGUGUCACCUAUCGCCAAAUACUACCCCAAUAAUGACACAGAGAGCAUACUCGGCCGAAUCAUCCGCGUGACUCAGGAGGUGGACGAGUACAGGGAGUGGAUCCGAAAGAACUGGGGAAGCAUGUCCCAGAAGGACUCGCCACUCAAUAGAAAUGAUGUGACGCUGUUCGAGUCCCAGCAGCUGGACCAAUGCAAUAACAACGUUCCAGAGGAGGACGACGAGGAUGACGACGAUGUGGUGGUGAUCCUGCCGACGAGGAGCAAAACCCUGUCGUCCAAUUCGUCGUCGCCGUCCGCUUCCCUACACUCGUCGCCGUCCUCGUCCCCUCUUUCGCCCUCCACCACGUCCUCCUGCUCCAGCGACGGGGACUCUGACGGCACGCCUUGUAAAACGGCCAAGCAGCAGUCGGGUCGAGCCACCAGCGCCCACAGAGAAAAGUCCACGGCGGUGAGCAAUCACCGGACGCAGAACCGAACGACCAGCACUCCAACUGGAGGCAACAAGGGGGGAAAGGCUCGCUCCCAGCAUAAAAACGGCCAGCAGAGCUCCCCCCGCUCCUCUGGAAACAGCAAAAAUCACCCGAGUAGCCGACCGCACCACCAGGGUAACGGCAAGAAGAGGAAAAACGUGCGAGAGACUGCACCGGAGGAGCUUUGCAGAUAAGGAAGUACCCUUGUUCUUGCCCUCUAAAUGACUCAAGAGGAGGAAAAAGAAUAGAAACUCGCAGUUUUUCAUCUGCAAGCCAGCACCACUAGCGCCUCCUGAUGUACAGGAGAGGAAUAUUCCCUUUUGGAGCAAUACGCCACGGACAUGCGUUGGUGGGGGGGAAAAAGUUUCUAUAAAAAGGAAAAAAAAAUAGUGGAAACGGAUACAAAUGUACAAAAAAAGUUGUUUUUUUAAACAAUUGACAGCAUUGAUGUGUAACUUAUGCAUGAUUCUUUUUGAUGGUUUUUUGUUAUGCCUAAAACAGUCAUAGGAAAGUUUCUAGGAAAAAUACACUAAAAAGACAAAAAUAAGCAAUUGUUUCAUAGGAUUAUCUUUUUACAAAGGACAAAAAAACACCCGCAUCUUUUUUUUUUUCACGCGGGUGUCUCGUUGCCAUGCCGACAUGACCAAUCAUCAUCAGCAUCCUACUUUUUACUGUCUGUUUGUCGCACGUGUCUGUAUACGACAGGGUUUCCCCAACUUUUUCCGCACAAAUUUGCUAAGAAAGCGAUAUAUUGCUGUACAUACACAAAUAAACUCGGCAUAAAAAAACAUGGACUAUCAAUAAAGCGGUGCCGUUGAAUCCCCCCGACUUUAGUUUUGGAAACCCUGCCUUAUAUGGUGGAGUUUACGUUGAAUUUCCAUGAUUUUAUCGAGAUAUCAACAUUUCAAAAGUGUCGAGAAUAAGGCAACAAAAUCAAGUGUAUUUGGCAAAUGUAUUUAUUUUUUUAUGAAUGAUAUGAACAUAAUAUAUGGAUAAAUACAGUAUAUACAAUAUUUGCCCUUUGAAGAGGUAUAUGUUUUGACGCGUUGUGGGGGAGGUUUAAUCAGGUAUAAUGACAACAGUUUUUUUUCUCCAUAAUAAUUGGCAGUUGUGUGACCAAGUAGACGAUUGUCAGAGACCAUUUUAGAAGUCAGUCAUAUGAGGAUUUUUUUUUCUUUGGUUGUAUAAUGUGGCUGGUCUAUUUAAAUGGGUAAAAAGGGAGAUUUUUUUUUUUGUGUAUGUGUGUGUGAUUCAAAGUAGAUUUUCUAAACACAGCACACAUUAAUUUAUUACAACAACGUUUGCCCUGAAAACGAGUUUGGAUGAUUAUUGAAAUAACUAAAAAUAGUCAUAAAAACGAAAAGUUCCAAACAUGAGAAACUUCCAAAUUAAGUUGUCCUCCAUCGUUGCAAUACAUGUUAAGUUCUCCAGGUGGCGUUCGUACCUCACUGUGAAAUUUCAACACUUGGCUUGAUUACUGCAUUUAGAUUUUCAAUUUAACAGAAUUUGUUCAUUAUUGUUAAUAAUUGGCAAUUGUAUAGUUAUUUUAGCAGUGAAUUUCAGCCAGCAAAUACUGUAUGAAUUUUCCUUUCAAGUAAGAAUAAAUCUUGGCAGCCAUUUUCAAUGCAAUACUAGGUUUAAAUGCAGUAUCUAAGCACUUGUGUUAUAUAAGGAUAUUGAUAACAUGAUAACCACAAUAGUAGUACAGGACUAUGUUGGGGGGUGGCAGGUGUCAAGGAAAGUUUAAGAGUUGGCUGUUUAAUAUGUGAAUGUCCCGCCGAGAACACAAACCUUCCUGGGCGUCAAGGAAGCUUCUCAACUGUAUUGACUGUUUCGUCUUUGCUGCUUUUCACCAAUUUCAUGCAAUAAAAAACAAAAACAAACAACAACAAACAAUAUUGUCAGCAAUG